CAGAGGGAAAUCAUUGAUCAGAUAGGAGGCCAAAGUAUUAUUGUUUUAGGUGAUGGCAGAAAUGACAGUCCUGGGCAUUGUGCCCAAUACUGCACGUACACAUUGAUGGACAAUUGUACCAAGGAAAUUGUAUCCAUCAUAACCAUGGACAAACGAGAAACAAGCAAGAAAAGCACAAACAUGGAAAAGGCCUGCUUUCUUAAAGCCAUGGAAGAGAUGCAAGAUACACAUAAUCUUUAUGUGGAUGAAGUAGUCACAUAUGUUCAGUUGGAAAUUGGAGCUUUGAUGAAGAAUAGAUUUCCAGAUAUUAAACAUUCACACGACAUUUGGCAUGUAGCCAAAAAUCUAGGAAAGAAAAUUGUGGCAGCAGGACAGGCCAAAGAAUGCAGAAGCCUGAUUGAUUGGAGCAAAGACAUUGUUAAUCAUUUUUGGUACACAUGUUCUUCUGCAAGGAAUAGAGACAGAUUCAUGGAAAUUUGGUGUGCAAUUGUCCACCAUGUUGUCAAUGAACAUGAGUGGGACAUGUCCUACAGCAGCAGCUACUUUGGUACCAACCAAUGUAUGCAUGGUCCCCUGCAAGACGAACAUAAAGAGUGGAUUGUUAAGGGCAGUGCAAGUCACAAGGCAUUAAUUAAGAUCGUUUUCAAUAAACGAUUCUUAAACCAGAUUCAUUACUACCUGAAUUUUAGAAGUACAGGAGAAGUAGAAAAUUUCAAUAACUUGAUCCUUAUGUACAGUGGGAAGAGGUUCGCGUACUCACCACCUGUUUACCGUGCUAGAAGCCAGCUAGCAGCUUUGGAUUACAAUGCACACAUGGACAGGGAGACAAAAAGGAAACCUGAUGGAACCAUACAACAGCACAGAACAUUCAAUAAGAAAAGUGGUAGAUGGAGUGUGACCCCUGUUAAGGUGGAAAAACGUUAUGAGCAUGUUUCCAAGCUAAUGACAAACAUAGUGGUUGCCAGGAUUUCUGAUGAAGAGGGCAUGAGUCACCCAGUUGUAUUAGGUGCUGAUAAUCCAAGAAGAUUGAGCAAAACCAUCGCUCCCACUGAACCCAAGCCAACUAAACAACUUCAGCAAGAGAAGGUAUCCAGAUUUCAGAAAUAAAAACAGUCGUCAGAAUUGAUGAUUUGAAAUCUUUUUAUAGGUUGUGCUCUUCUUUCAAUUUAAGUCGAUUGUACUAGGUCAUCUGA
Molecule: messenger RNA, 1193 nt
Organism: Ostrea edulis (European flat oyster)
Lineage: Eukaryota; Metazoa; Mollusca; Bivalvia; Ostreida; Ostreidae
Exons: 6
Coding region: 106-1107 (333 amino acids)
Source: RefSeq, a predicted model, not a curated record